This is a messenger RNA of Drosophila willistoni, 623 nucleotides long. It is a transcript of the gene mRpL41, whose product is annotated as 39S ribosomal protein L41, mitochondrial. Gene Ontology annotation, molecular function: structural constituent of ribosome. NCBI's taxonomy places the organism in Eukaryota, Metazoa, Arthropoda, Insecta, Diptera, Drosophilidae. The coding region runs from base 72 to 572 and encodes 166 amino acids. Gene Ontology annotation, cellular component: mitochondrial large ribosomal subunit. The record is from RefSeq and is a predicted model, not a curated record. The transcript is spliced from 2 exons. Gene Ontology annotation, biological process: translation.
UAAUAUAUUGGCGUUGCCAGAAUACCGAUAAAUAAUCAUUCGAUAGAAUUUCCCAACUAUCGAGCAAAAUCAUGCAAAACUGGUUUAAAUUAGUGCCCGUGGCUCUAAAAUGCCAACAGCGUGGCAUCAGCACUUCUCUUCCUUUGAGCGGCAAGCGUAAUUUCCGUAAAUUCAAUGUGUACAGCAAACGAGGUACCCGCGUGGUCAAGGAGGCCCAACGGACUCAACAAAAUCCGCCAGUGCCGAUACAUAAGCGUGGUGUUCGUGACACUGGCAUGAUAGUCAAUGGACAAUUUGUCGAAAUACAGGAAAAGAUACCUGAGAUUAUUGUGCCGGAUCUAACAGGAUGCAAACUGAAGCCCUAUGUCUCCUACAAGGCGCCCGAUGUCGUUCAAUCUGAGUUCACCAGCCUGGAUUUGUUCAAUGCGGUAUAUUCACGAAAAAUUAUUGAUGAUUUUAAAGCGGACAAGCUUCAGAGCGAUGGCCAGGCACUGGAGCCUUCAGAAAAUGAGAGACUGCAGCCGGAAGAAGCUUUAAUAAGGGCCAGAAAAACGGGCAGUGAUAUAUUCUAGAUUUAAGAUUUUGUUUUUAUUGUUUAAAAUAUAUUACGAAAAAUCGGAAAA